Messenger RNA from Gymnodraco acuticeps, 11995 nucleotides. RefSeq names its product mitogen-activated protein kinase kinase kinase 11. Gene Ontology annotation, cellular component: centrosome. NCBI's taxonomy places the organism in Eukaryota, Metazoa, Chordata, Actinopteri, Perciformes, Bathydraconidae. The record is from RefSeq and is a predicted model, not a curated record. Gene Ontology annotation, biological process: protein phosphorylation; microtubule-based process; positive regulation of apoptotic process. Gene Ontology annotation, molecular function: protein binding; JUN kinase kinase kinase activity; ATP binding.
GAAACCCCACCCUCUGUGACUUUAAGCACAGACGUAGAAGUGGUUCGAGGUCCUGACGAGGGAACACUGACCGAGGAAGAGGAAUAUGAUAAUACAUUAUGAUGGAGUUAUUGCCCUGAACGCUCUCUUUGGACUGUACCAACAAGACCCGCGAACUGGACCAGGCCACGCGCUCAACUUCACUUAGGAACUAACGGGAUUUGUUUUUACUGCGUGUUUCUCUGGGAAAUAAAGGUUUGGAUAGCCCUUCCUGUUACAAAGUCGGCGGUUCUAUACAAAGUUUCUUUAAUAUUUUGAUAAAGUCCAGUUCAUGCUUCAGAUGACACCGUAAACUUAUGGAUAGUCAAGCUGAACGGAAUGCAGGAUUUCCUGCACCACACAGUUGCGGUCACACGCGGUUAUUAGAGAUUUAGGUUUACUAAUGCGUACUGGUGGGAUCUGAAACUCGUCGUAAAACACUGGUUGGCUGGACUGAAUGCUCCUUUCCUGCUAUUCUUCUCCGCCUCGCAGCGCUUCCUGCUUGUGGUGCACUUAAUGGCUAAAAAUACACAACAACUCAAAAUGGACAGCUACAUCUAGCGAGAACCAUAAUAAUUUGGUAUUUUACAACAAACUUUGGAUAGCUUUAUUUUUGUCCCUACACUCCACUUAAAAUCAGUUCUCAACAGGUGGCAAUUUUGAAUGAGGGAAGAGAAGAGCUCAUUUACCCAUAAUGAGGUGAUUCAAGAGCCUCUUAAAUACAGGCCCACUGAAAUGUGCUCAAACCAUGUUGGGAAACCACACAUCACUUGAACACAGAGAAUCAGUUCAGACAGUACUGCCUUUCUGAGCUUUAAGACACUUCAAACAAAAGCAACCUCUCAACUGAUUCUGUAUGUGGAAUGGAGAGCUUAACAUGUAAUGUCAAGACGAAUGAAAGACACUUACUAUUCAGUUAUCUGUGAAUCCUCUCCUGCAGCCCACUUGUUGGUCGCGCUUUUGAACACAUUUCACUGGUCCCUGAUGAACCAACAAAAAAUACAGGAAAGGGAGCGAGGCGCAAUAAAGUACUCCUUUGUACUUUAUUUUCAAACCCUUGGGGUGCAAAAUCAGAUCCAGUCAAAACAUCUGCUUGAGGCUCCAUGGAGCCACUGAAGAACAUAUUGAGUCGUGGUCCACUGUCCAACUGUAAAAAUUUGGAUCAAGCACAAAAAGGGAAUUUCACCAACCCUGUGUGGACGGCCUUAUUCGACUAUGAGGCGUCCUGUAAAGAUGAGCUCACCUUGCGUAAAGGUGACCUGGUGGAAGUCCUGUCUCUGGACUCUGAGAUAUCGGGCGAUGAUGGCUGGUGGGCGGGUAAGGUCAACAACAAGGUGGGCAUCUUCCCAUCUAACUAUGGCUCUUUCAAGCCAACUGAAUUUGCAAAGCUCCCGUGCACUGCCGUGGUUGGAGAGCUUACCCCGGCUGUGGUUAGCCAGUUCGAACCCGACGUGCUGGAUUUCCGGGAUCUGAAACUGGAGGAGGUCAUCGGGGUCGGGGGCUUUGGAAAGGUGUAUCGUGGUACAUGGAGAGGCCUGCUGGUUGCUGUGAAGGCCGCACGGCAAGACCCGGAUGAGGAUAUCAGCGUGACAGCUCAGAACGUCAGGCAGGAGGCCCGUUUGUUUGCCAUGCUCACCCACCCCAACAUCAUCGCCCUGAAAGGCGUCUGCCUGCAGGAACCCAACCUGUGCAUCAUCAUGGAGUACGCCUCUGGGGGGGCUUUGAGCCGGGCUCUGGCAGGGCGUCGUAUCCCGCCCCACAUCUUGGUCAACUGGGCCGUGCAGAUAGCCAGAGGGAUGGUGUACCUGCACAGCGAGGCUAUCGUCCCCGUCAUCCAUCGAGAUCUCAAGUCCAACAACAUCCUCCUGUCUCAGCCCAUAGAGAAUGAAUGUAUGGAGGGUUUGACGCUGAAGAUCACGGACUUCGGCCUGGCCAGAGAGUGGCACAAGACCACCAAGAUGAGCACCGCCGGCACCUACGCCUGGAUGGCCCCCGAGGUCAUCAAGUCCUCCACCUUCUCCAAGGGCAGCGACGUUUGGAGCUAUGGUGUUCUGCUGUGGGAGCUGCUCACAGGAGAGGCCCCCUACAAGGGGAUUGAUGGACUGGCCGUCGCCUACGGAGUGGCAGUGAACAAGCUGACCCUGCCCAUCCCUUCCACGUGCCCCGAACCCUUCGCUCAGCUCAUGUCAGAGUGCUGGGACCAGGACCCCCACCGCAGACCCAGCUUCAGCUCCAUCCUGUCCCAGCUGCUGGCCCUGGAACAGCAGGUGAAGGAAGAGAUGCCGCAGGAAUCCUUCCACUCCCUGCAGGAGGACUGGAAACUGGAGAUCCAGGACAUGUUCGAUGAACUCCGGGCUAAAGAGAAGGAGCUGCGAAGCCGCGAGGAGGAGCUGAAGCGAGCGGCGGUGGAGCAGAAGUCCCAGGAAGAGUUCCUGCGGCUGAGGGAGCAGGAGCUGGCCCAGUGGGAGCAGGACGUGUUCGAGCGCGAGCUCAGCCUCCUCAUCCUCCACCUGAACCAGAACCAGAACCAGGAGAAACCCAACGUGAAGAAGAGGAAGGGCACCUUUAAGAAGCACAAGCUCAAGUGCAAGAAUGGCGAGAAGAUCAGCCAGCCUCAAGAUUUCAUCCAUAAGAUCACGGUGCAGGCUUCCCCAGGCCUGGAGAAGAGGCGUAACUCUCCUGAUAUGGGUUCAGGCUCCUCACCCUCCUUUCGCCGUUUCCGUGCAAUCCAACUCAGUCCCAGUGACAACAACAGGACGUUUGGUUUGAGCCCAGUCUUCCCCAUAGAGGCCCCUUCUCAUAAACAAGCCAAUGGGGACCUGAGGGCUGGCCCUCACUGGAGGCCCCAGAGCCCCAAAAGCCCCAAAAGCCCCAAAGUCCUGCGCCUCAGUCCCCAGGAAAGCAGUCUGUCUAUGAGGGCCAAGCUACUGGAGUCCGACAGCAACAAGGGGGGUGAAUCCAAGGAUGACUUUGAGGAGUACAGACCCUCCGAGCCCACAGCUCAGAACGGCGCCUCAGUGAAGGACAGCCUGCGGCUCCCUAUACCUCAGCGAGACUCGGUCAGCGAGGAGCGGGGGUCCUCCCCGGCUGGCUCCCCCAGGCCUGAGAGGAGGGGCCUCAUUAAGGGCACCCACCGGGCCAUACUGGGCUACGGCUCCCUCGUGGCCUCUAUAGGACUCGGCCGCUGCCUGGAUAUUCCCCCAAGGGUGCCACCUCGAACUAACCUCCCUUCCCUAGAGAACCACACCCCCUCCGAACCAGAGAUCUCCCUGCCCAUGCCCCUCAUUUCAGACCCCCCAGUGGUGGACGAUCUCAUUACCUUUUCCACCUCGGAGCAGCUCCCCAGGCCACUCUUAGAUUUAGCGAUGCAGUACCAGGAACUGAAGCCCUUGCCCCUGACGCCGCCUCCACCAAACCCCCGUGAGAGGAGCGGCCGCCGGACGCCGCAGAUGCCGCACAGCCCUCAGAGCCCCCGGACCCCCAUUCGGCACAGCAAGGCCAGCCCAGGGGAAUGGACCCCAAUUUCCCAGUCAACUAAUGGGGGGGUGGGCUGUGAGUCCUGUGAGCACAGAGCGGAGCGGAGGAGAAGGUCCAGCCACGGCCUGCACGCCUCCCAGCUAGUUUUGGACCUGCCCUUGUGCCAGGACUCACAGGACCCUGAUGAUAAGCCUCCUGUGCCCUCUCCCCUCCACCCUAGCCCCGCCCUCUCCAGCCCCAAAACCCGACGCCUGGAGGUCAGCGUGAUCCCCCGGCCUCGCCCGUCCCCCAUCCGCCCCCGCAUCGACCCCUGGAGCUUCAUCUCAGCCGGUGGCGGGACCUCUGGGGGCCGCAGCCCGCACCGCUCUGACAGCAACCCUCUGGGCUACCAGCCUUCCCCUACCAACCCCUUCACCAACUGUGACCCCUUCCCCUCACCGGACUGCGACCCCUUCGCCCUCAAGGCUGACCCCUCGAGCGGCUCGGACACGGCUUCUCCCUUCGACCCCUUCUCCACUCCCUUUCCCACCUCCCGUUCUGCCCCGUGCUCCACUAACGGUUCCCCCACGCUGCCAACCUUCCGUAUAGCGCCCCUCAACCCGGCCGAUUCGCCCCUCAUCGACCUGGGCUGGGCGGCCUGCAGCAGACCCCUGGAUGUUACCAAAGAGAGGGCUCACCCCCGCAAGACACUGGGGCUCAAGCCCUUCAAGUCCCCAACGCAACUCAGAGACGAUAGGUUCUAAACACGAGGCAAGGCCGGGGGUUUGUCGCAGGAACACAGUCUAGGACCAUCUCACUACUAUGUCCUCCAUCUUAACAAACAUUUGGAAUCUUUAAGAAAAAACCCAUCAAUCAACCCACUGAGUGAGUUUUACCCCACAAUCAUUGCAGGUCCUAUUGAUACACCAGCCUGCCGCUUCGGAAGCCAGUGAAAGGCGGUGCUUUGUAUUGUGGGAAAGCUGCCUUUGAACCAAUAGCUGGUGCCCAUUUUAUUCUCCCUCUCUAUCCGGGUUUCUCUCCCUUUGAAGAAGCAGAACACAGAUCACCAGUCCCAUCUUCCGAUCCUAACAGGCUGCUCAUAUCACCUGCUUUCAUCUCCCGCCUACCUUUGAAGCAUUGUGACAAUGCAGAGGUGGAUAAGGCGCCUUGCACAGCUUCAUCUGCCUCUACCUCUCUGCAAACUGAAAGCAUUCAGGACAAUGGAAAAUUGGAGUGCCUUAGUUCGUGAAGUGUUUUUAGUAUAUAUCUUUUCAAGAUUUCUUAUAUGGUUUAUCUGGUGCGUAGGGAAGAUGCUUUCAAUUUGACUCAAAUUUGCAAAUCAGCUUGCUAUUACUGUGGAAGAAAAUGUCGUCCACGUGUCUGUGUGUGCAUGUCUAGGCUCAUUGUUCGAGGAGAGCUUAUGUUUAAAAAAGAAACAACAGCAUCUGCCUGUUGUAUUAUGGGAGAAAGUGUGAAUAUUCUAGGCCACUCAUGAAAUCCAAAACAAAUCCAUGACCCAGACAUUCCACUUGGAAACAGAUACAAUUCCAAUGACGUUCCCCUUGAGAUGCCAGGGAUUUAUUCGGCUGGCAGGCGACACAGGAAACGAGCCGGGGGAGCCCUCUGCAUUCCCUUCACAUGCCAAAGAAUGCCACUGUGACAGUACGGGCUGGCACACGGAGUGUUUGCAAAUACAUUGUUUUGACCUCCAUGGAGUGCCAGAUGGGUGGGCUCUGCCACACUGGACAGUACAGAGAGUUGACAACACCUUAAACACUUUUCAUAUCAUCCAGUCUGUCUUCACUACCCGUCUGAUGCUGUAGGAAGGUUCAACCAAAUACAUUCAAGUAUUUGCAAAUAUUACAAAAUGUAUGGAAGCUUCAUUUAACAUUUUAUUUAUUUGUACAGUACAGCAGAGCAGUCGUAGCUUUGCAAAGCCAGCCUACAAUUUCGCAGUAUUUUUCACUAAUUGACAUUUCUCCCCUUUACCCCAUUAGAGGAAGUUGGAAAACCAUUGUUGUUAUGGAAGUGUUAAAUAUAUCCUGAUGUGAUAAAAAAUCAUGCUGCUUUUUCAACAACUUAAUUGUGAAGAAAUACGUUGCCCUUUUUGUGAGUGAAAGGAAAGGUGAUACCACUCUUUUAUCACUCCGUUUCAUUUGAAGCUUAAGCUAGCAUCUGGUUAGCUUAGCAUAAAGGCUGGAAGCAAGGGGAAACAGCUAGCGUGGUUUCAUUUAUAGUACAUCAUUUCUUGUUUGUUUAAUAGCAGUGGCUUUCUGGUGUUUUGUCAUCACUCCAGCCAGUGAAAUACCAAGAGAAGAAAGCUAGUAGAUAAAGUUAGCUUUAAACGGAGCAGUGUUAGCUGUUUCCCCCGGUUUACAGCGUUUUGGCUAAGCAAUCUGUCUAAGCGUCAAACGUACGCUCAUUAUUCACAUGGCUAGUCAGGCUUUAUCAAAUCUCAGCACAUGUAUAUCAGAUUUGCUGCCUUUGGUGUGAGAUGUAGGCUGACUUUGCAAGGCUAAUGUAGCAGGGCUGCUAAACCCUGGUCCCUCAGUUUGUUUGUGUUAAAAGUCCGACUUCAACCAUUUUAACAAUGCUAAACAGAUCUGGUAGGAUCCUGUGAAUAACAGUGAUGGCAUGUUGAGAUACUUCUACAGCAUACAACAUUGAGCAAUAAUACAGGAAGAAAUUCAUUGUAGAGAUGCUAAAAUAUCAAUUAUUCCAGAAUGCACUGGAGCAGCAACUUGCCCUUUAACUUUAGUUCACUAUCAUUAUCAUCAAUGAUCGAAUGACAUACUUCAUGGUCAGGCAUUUUCUCCAGGGGUUUCCAGCAACAAAUGCUUCACAAACUAAGCCCUUGAAUGGUUUGGAUAUCACAGAUAUAAUCCAAUUAGUAUGAUCCACCAAAUGUUAAUGGCAGUCAAACUAGUUCUCAAGCAUGCAGGCAACUGAAAGAGACCCACUAAGCGCAAAUUCGUCCUGUUCCCAUCGCAGCAGCAUUACGAGGUACAAAUACUGAUUGGCUUCAACACUGACACCGUGUCAUUGGAGGACAAUACAAGCUUUGUUCCGACGAAGAGUGAAAACCUUGUCUCCAAAGGGGGAAAGCCUGAUUAGCCUAAUAAUCCGUCUGACGAACAGAGGAGGCUGAUAGCGAUAAUUAGCCUCUUGAUAAGAGUGGAGAGCAUUAACAAAGCGUUCAGAUAUUUGGUUAAUUAAUUUCCCCCAACGUUAGGAAAAAGCCUCCUCGCAAGGUAUAUUGAGUUGAUCACUGCAUCAGCUUACGUCUCCAUUUAAGCCGUGCCCUUUUUUUAUGCAUAAAGUUUCAAAGACGCGGCGAGCUAUCUUUCCCUUUUUCUUUUAUUCUUUUAUUCUCUCCACUGCUGACGGAUGAAAUCUUCACAAUCGAAGCUCACCUUCUUCCACGUCCUUUGCUUUCAGGUCAUGUGGGGAGGUUUUCUUUCUUCUCCUUCUUACUCCUACCUAUCAUUUCUCCUCUGGAAAGUUUUCUCGAUGGCAGUUUUGUCCUGACUCAGCUACAGCCAGGUUUCCAUCCGGGGAAAAAUAAAUGGCAUUUGUUCUAGAACAGAGUCCAUUAUUGGAGUAGUGCUCAUUUUACAGAGUCAAUUGCAUUUCUUUGAAAUUGAAACAGGAGCUUUUUUGAAUAUUUCUAUUGAACGUUAGUGUGUCUGUUCAUCAACCUCUGGACAUCAAAGCAAUAUUAAAAGUAACAAACAGACAGUGCUUUUAAAGGUCUCAGUAUGCUUCAACUUGAUGGUGUUGCCCAACCAUAUCGAAGGGCUAAAGUGUUAGCUGUACGAAUGGCCACAGUUGAAGGUGGGCUGAAGAGCCUUUGUCCUAUACUUGUAUUGUUGCAAUUAAUUGGGUCAAAAAAGACAUAAAGAGAGGUUAAACACUGCCUACUUUCCCACCGCCACAAACUAAGUGUACAUUUGGAUAGACCUGAUUGACAUUAUGUCUCCUUUACAAACUAGAACAACCAUUGUGGUUGUUCCUAUAAGUGUCCUGAAAUUAGUAUAAAGGUCAUGCUACGUUGUACCCAUAUAAAGGAUUAGUUUGACAUUCAGGGGAACAAGUAUUUACUGUGUUGUCGAUGGAAAGAAAACCACUUUUGUAUAGUCCAUACAAUUUGAAGCUAACAGCCAGUUAGCUUAGCAUUAGGACUGAAAGCUGCUAGCCCUGGUUCUGUUAAAAGGUAAAAGGAUCUGCCUUCCCGCUCUUGCAAAGUUCCAUUAGUGACUUCCUGGAGUUUUUCACUGUUAGGUGGCCAAGCAACCAUUGAACUCUCAGAGAAGAGAAUAUGUAGUUACCUUUGGACGGAGCCAGGCUAGCCUCUUGAGAUUUUGCUAAGCUAAGCCAACUUUCUAAACAUGGGUAAAGGCUAUUAUGCAUACAAAAAUGUUCUAGGUGAUGUUAGACAAACUGACAAGCACUUAAUUUAAGCUUCACCACUGCAUUCUUUGUUUUUAAUGUCUGAUUUGCACAGGAUAAACAUAGCAAAACUUAAGGUUGACUAUCUUAUGUUGGCAGAAAGUGGCACCAGAUAGAUUAGUAAAAGCUGCAGGUUUGAUAUAGAAUUUGUCUCUCAGCAGUAUUCCCUACCUUCUUCCUGAUCCUGUCCUCGCCACAAACAUUUUGCAGAUGUGAUGAGUUAUUGCCUUGUCUCUUGGUGUCAAAACAAAAGCCACGAAAGUCAUCCUGCGAAAGUCAUUAGUCUAGGAUGGCUGUUAUUGUCAACAGAGCUCUGUGAGGAGAAAUGAUACAUGAAGGAAAUUGAGAUGAUUGAAACGUCUGGCAGAUUAUUUCUGUCAAAAAUUCCGUGUGUGUGUGUCAAGUAUCCACUUCAACCUGCCACUCAUGACUUGUAUGAACGUUCCCUCAGCGCCAGACUUUAAUUUUCCCUCAGACGUGAAGUUGAAAAGUGUUGCCUGUCGUUUUCACUCGAGCUUUCGCACGCUGAGUAGUCGACUUCAAUAGCAGUCAUUGUGCUUUUCCCAUAUGGUUAAGUUAUUGUAAAUACUUGGAGUCGGUUUCCUCCUUUGAGUGGUGAGACACCGUUCUUCUGUGACAUGACCUUUGCUUAGAAAUAUGCUGCAUUACAUAAAAUGCUAUUUUUAACAUCCAAAUCCUCGCCUCUUUAAGUGUAAUCUGAAUCUGACAAAACUAAUUUAGUAGCCGGGCGAUUGAAGACAUUUGAAAGAAGCCUUUUUGUGGACAGGGGUGUCCGAUAUUUGGUUUUGCCUGUCAGAUUUAGGAACCGUAGCUGCCACUCCUCUUCCCCAACUGACAGCCUGCUCUCCAAUAAGCGUGCACUGAUGAGUUGUUUGUGACGCUCCGCUCUUCCAGGCAUCGCCCCAUCCGUCAUUUCAAAUCAGCCUCCAGUGUACAAACUGACAGGGAGAAGAGGAGUGCAUUCUCUGCAUGGGGAUAUCCGGCCACCGGUGUUACUCUUUCCGCCCCGCUGUGGCAGGCAGCAGACAUGAUUUGAUGAUCUUAAUUCAAAGUUCAAGCUCAGACCAUUGCCCUUAAUCAGCCAGUGGCAAAUGGUCAAUACGUUACAUGAAUACAAGCUAAUGAGAAAACACAAUAGGGGAACCCGAGGCUCUGACCCUCAUCCCGCCGAGAGGCUUCUUGUAAUAUGCCUUUGUGUUAUAGCAUUUCAGAGGUGAAAAAUCAGAGCUAUUCUCCAGAAGGGGAAAAAAACAUGUUGCCAGCUAGCUACUUUCUGGCUUUGUUAACAUUGGAAAGCGUUGCUUAAUGCAACCAUCCAUUCCAUCAGGAUAACACUUAAAGCUUAAUUUUGCUUUUUCAUCAGUGGAUAUGUUUAUAUGCAUACUAAUUGUUUCAUUUAGCCACUGAUUCAAAUUGAAUCCCUAUACUAGUUUGGACCCUUGAAUUGAAUUAUCCUGAUAACUGAGAGUAACAGAGCGCAGCGUGCAUACAAACAUACCCAUCUGCAGUGUUGGACUUUAAAGAAGUCGAGUCAGUAGGGGAGGGGACUGUAUUUCUUAAAUUGCUCCAGCUCCUGUUAAAUCAUGCUUUCACCCCUUCACGGUUACAGAGAAAAUUGGAGGAUAAAGGGCAUUUAUUUUAUUGAUGAAAUCUUACCUUGGCGGCUCAGUGAAGAGAACAUUCUAAAAGGAGGGAAUAGAUGACCUGACAUUUUAGUGGCUUUCACCCCAUUUACCUCUGCUGCCUGUGCUUGCUUUUGUUCAAUUAAGUGGAGGUUACAAAUAUACCUGCUUAUCAGCCUCUUUCAGUUGUCUCAGUGCCAGAGACAUUAUGGCUCUUUCUGGCUCAUAUGAACUGAAACACCUGCUCAGGCCUUUGUUUGGCAUUAACAGGCCGAGACCAAAUGAUCAAAUAUGACCUUCUAUUGACAGUACAGGAAUAGCACAUCCCAAUAGAGACGUGGACAAAAGCCACGUACACGAGAGGCUCUGCCAGGUGCGUAUAAGCCAGUGCUCGGUCUCUCAAAGUGUGAACAUUAUUCCUAAUUCUUUUCAGUCUGUGAAAUCCAAGGUCACCAUCUGCUGUCCUCUUUUUCUGUAAAACUGGAUGAAUGGGAGCUGUGAAAGGAGGACCAAUUUGUUUCGAAGACCACAGUGAAGGCUGGUGCUCCGAGUAGCGAUUUAAACAUGGAUUUAUUGUAUGAGGUUAUUAAGUCCAAGGCCCGCUUACUCUUCCCCCUUCUCUCCACAGCCCCACGACGUGAUUAUUGUUCGGCCUAGCUAUUGACACACAAUUACCUUGUGAUCUUCCUGGAAUAGAAGCCGUUCAAUCUGUACAUUUCUCUUUCUGUAGUGUUGAUUGAGUGUGCUGCAAACCAAUUGGUUGUGUCAACAGCCAUUGUGUCUCAAUUAUGGAGUCUGCGAAUGAUUUAUUGUUGUCUCCUCAUCAUCGUUGGCAGAUGAAAGGUCUGAAAUAGCUGAUAUUAUAAUAUUAUGUCAUACUACGUGUCAGGGUGGAUAAGCUAGUCUUACAAACUAGCGUCCUUGAAGCUUCGCGAUAUAGUAACUACAUCUUUGACAAUAUUUUUCUUCCACCUCACACUUUUUUCCUGCCAUAAAAUGCUAAACAGAUUGCCUGCCAUCCUAUUAGUUGGCAUAUUCAACCUUCUUCCAAUAACGUAUUUUGUGGUUGACUUUCGGAGGUAAACAAUAAAUUAGGCUUUGCCCUGUUUGCUAGCCCCAUUAGCCACAGUCCAAGCUAGCCUCGUUCUCCUAAAGGUCAGCUAAAUAAAUAGUAAAUGCUACAAAUUUGCAUGCAGAAGUUCAACAGAGUUCAAAUAUGGAAAUCUAUGCAUGGAUUUUGUUUUCUUCUGUGUAGACCAUGUGUGGCUAAAAAAUACAAACUGGAUGGUUUACUUAUGACAGGCAGGUGUAAGGUGACUAAAACAUUCCAGAUAAGUCAGCAACAACAACACAAAUGGUUACAAAUGUCCAACAUUGUGUUUAGAGCCAUGGUUUUGUAUGACGGUGAUACAAAAUAAUGUAUUUUCUCAAGGCAAAAAAAAUAUAGUCCUGGUUAAAUAUUUGACUAAGUCUUGUGGGAAUUUAAAAGUAGCUGGUCUCUUUCAGGUGCUUCUGCUUGGGCUUGAAUAACACACAGUACUGUAAAAGCUUCCUACCAGCCAGCUUUACAACACUUCUACACAGGGGUGGAAGUGGAUAUUUAUAUAUGGCCAUCGUUUUACACACUGGAUCAAAACUAUUUCUAGAUGGCCAUGGACGCGGUCUACAUUAGGAUGACGGAUUGAUUGCUUCAUAUGAACAAAACAUUGUAUAGGUUUUCACUGGAGUAUUUAAGAUGUAUGUAUGGGUGCUUCACAUGAGGCAGAUUCACUUUACAUUCCAGUUCUUCAAUUGGACCUAAAUCUGUAUCAAAAUGAUUCCCCUGCAAGCCCCAGUAUUUGUGUGUAGCAGAAAAGGCCUGGUAGAGAUUGAAAUCAGGUUCUUAGUGUACAUUGCCGCAAAAUCCCAAACUCAAAUCACAGUCUAAUGACUCCUUGGGGCACCCAUACUGAAUUUGUAUGUGCAUAAAACUGCUAGAUAGAGACGAGGAUUGUGUCGCUACCUUAAGUAGAAGACCAGGUUGACCUCCUCUCUGUCUUUGUAUCUAUUUGCUUUUUAUUGUUAUUGUUCCAGAUUCAUUUCCAUGUCUAUUUUGUGUCUUAUUUCAACCCAGGCGAUGUGAUGACACAACUGUUGCAUUGCCCUGGCAGCCCUUACAUCUCUCUCAGAACGGCCUCUGCUCAUGCGAGUAAGAGCUUUUGCGAACAUCGGGCUUUGAAUAUUUGUUAUUGUUGCAUUUUUGUGAAAUCUCGCACUGGGCUGGGCCUAAUCAACUGUUUUUAUUGUUGUGUGUCAAGAGGACUAUUUCUGUAUACAGUAUGUGAAAAUGUUUGUAUUUCUCUUGACUAUUAUAAUGGGUUUUAACCUGUGGAAAAAAAAAACAAAGGAAAAAGCUCAAAAAGAGACCAAAUAAAAUGUAACACUCCUUA